Brassica napus (rape) is the source of this 3348-nucleotide messenger RNA. RefSeq lists its product as uncharacterized. Gene Ontology annotation, molecular function: nucleic acid binding; zinc ion binding. The record is from RefSeq and is a predicted model, not a curated record. NCBI's taxonomy places the organism in Eukaryota, Viridiplantae, Streptophyta, Magnoliopsida, Brassicales, Brassicaceae. The transcript is spliced from 7 exons. Bases 1 to 3348 code for a protein of 1115 amino acids.
AUGAAUGAAGAGAGACGAGAUGGAAAGCAACCAGAGGGUUCAGGAGAACCGGCUGUCCAGCAAAUCAACCUCAACCAAGUUCAAUUUGAGGCUAUGAUGGCUGAGAUAACCAGAAGAAUGCAAAAUACUUACAACCUUGCACAACAAGCUAAUGAAAACUUACCUGGUGUUAAUGCAGGGCAAGAGAGGGAUGCGGUUGCUGCUGGAGCUCAGAGAGCACGCAUUGGACCUAUAAGAGGGCCACGAGUUGAGAUUGGGGGUCGUGGGGUUUAUGGAGAACAUUAUCAAGAAGAUUCAACUGAUGAAAGUGAUGAUGGAUCUCAGGCUAGUCAGCAUGGUAGAAACUACAACCGUAGGCGACCAGCUACUGAUAACCUAGGCAAUCUCAAGCUUAGAAUCCCUCCAUUCCAUGGGAAGAAUGAUCCUGAUGCUUACUUAGAGUGGGAGAAGAAGAUUGAACUGGUUUUCAAUUGCCAGCAGCUCACUGAGGAGAGAAAAGUGAGACUAGCAGCUACUGAAUUCUGUGGAUAUGCUAUUAGCUGGUGGGAUCAGAUUGCUACUACCAGGAGACGCAAUGGAGAGCCUCAAGUAGCUUCCUGGUUUGAGAUGAAAACUGUGAUGAAGAAGAGAUUUGUUCCUAAUCACUAUGGAAGAGAUCUACACCAGAAGUUGAGAAGGCUUUCUCAAGGGUCUAAGAGUGUAGAGGACUAUCACCAGGAGAUGGAAACACUCAUGUUAAAAGCUGAUUUAGAAGAAGGUGUAGAAGCUACUAUGGCUAGAUUCCAAGGAGGUCUUAACAGAGAUAUACAAGAUAGGUUGGAGCUACAAGAGUAUGAGGACAUGGAUGAACUGCUACAUAAGGCUAUUUUGAUUGAGCAGCAGAACAAGAGGAAGAGCUCUACCCGGUCUUCAUACACUCCUGCUUCAAAACCGGCCUACUCCAAGGAAGAUAAGCCAGGGGAUAAGUCCAAGGACGGUUCUUCUUCAGUAGAGACCAAGAGAGAUGACAAGGGUAAAGGAGUAGCCACAUCUACUAAGACCAGGAACAUUAAGUGUUUCAAGUGUCAUGGCUUUGGUCACUAUGCUAAUGAGUGCACCAACAAGAAGGUGAUGACUAUCUUAGCCAACGGGGAGGUGAUAUCUGAAGAGGAGGACGCCGACCAAGAGUCAGAUGAGGAAGGCGUGGAGUACCCUGUCCGUGGAGAGCUACUAGUCACCAGGAGACUUCUCAAUGCUCAACCUAAAGCCAAAGAAGAUGAGCAAAGGGAAAACUUGUUCCACACCAGAUGUUUGGUUCAAGAAAAGCCAGAGCUCUCAAAUCUCACAGGCAGCUGUACUAAUGUAGCAAGUGCUGAGUUGGUGGAGAAGUUGGGUCUUCAAGUGUUUAAACAUCCUAAACCAUAUCUCUUGCAAUGGAUCAAUGAUGAGGGUGGAUUAAAGAUCACCAAACAAGUGAAGGUCUUGCUAUCAGUGGGAAAGUACCAGGAUGAGAUCACUUGUGAUGUAGCACGCCUUGAAGCUAGCCACAUCCUUCUUGGUCGUCCAUGGCAGUAUGAUAAGAGAUCAGUACAUGAUGGCUUCACCAACAGAUACACUUUUAUCCAUAAGGAGAAACAAGUUACCCUGGCGCCAAUGACCCCUCAGGAGGUACACCAGGAUCAGAUGCAUCUCAAAAUGAAGAGAGGAGAGUCCAAGGCCGCCAGCAAGUCCUUGCUUCUUGAAGAGACCAGCCAGGAAUUGUUGAGCUCUACUACUAACCCUGCUCCUGAGAUUCCAGAGGAGAUUGAGUGCCUUUUGCAGGAGUAUAGAGAUGUGUUCCCAAAGGACAAUCCAAUAGCAUACAGGACCAACCCUGUGGAAACCAAGGAGCUUCAGAAACAAGUCAAUGAGCUAAUGGAUAAGGGACAUAUCAGGGAGAGUUUGAGUCCUUGUGCUGUACCUGUCCUCUUGGGCAUACAGGUUGAUGAGGAAAAAGUGAAGGCUAUCAGGGAGUGGCGGAUUCCUAAAUCUAUUGGAGAGGUCAGAAGUUUUCAUGGACUUGCUGGCUUUUACAAGAGGUUUGUGAGAGAUUUCAGUACAGUUGCAGCACCACUGACUGAAGUAAUCAAAAAGAGUGUAGGUUUCACUUGGGGACCAACCCAAGAAGAUGCAUUUCAAAUGCUAAAAGAGAAGUUAACAAGUGCUCCCUUACUUGCACUUCCUGACUUUUCUAAAACUUUUGAAAUUGAAUGUGAUGCAUCUGGUAUUGGAAUUGGAGCUGUGUUGAUGCAGGAUAAGAAACCCAUAGCUUACUUCAGUGAGAAACUAGGAGGCGCCACCUUGAACUAUCCUACCUAUGACAAGGAGCUGUAUGCCUUGGUGAGAGCUUUACAAGUGUGGCAACAUUACUUGUGGCCUAAGGAGUUUGUGAUCCAUACAGAUCAUGAAUCCCUUAAACAUCUCAAAGGGCAACAGAAGCUGAACAAGAGACAUGCCAGGUGGGUGGAGUUCUUUGAGACCUUUCCUUAUGUCAUCCACUACAAGAAAGGUAAGGAGAAUGUAGUGGCUGAUGCACUCUCCAGAAGGUAUACUCUUUUAUCUUCAAUGGAAACUAAACUCUUAGGCUUUGAACAUAUCAAAUCUUGCUAUGCUAAUGAUCCUGAGUUUAAAGAUGUGUUUACUGAAUCUGAGAAACAUGCUAGUGGAAAAUUCUACCAAGUAAAAGGAUUUCUUUUCUAUGAUAACCGCCUGUGUGUUCCUAGUGGCUCUUUGAGAGAAUUGUAUGUUAGGGAAGCUCACGCAGGAGGGCUGAUGGGACACUUUGGAGUCGCCAAAACACUCUCCACCUUGCAGGAGCACUUCUACUGGCCGAGUAUGAAGAAAGAAGUGGAGCGUGUGUGCUCAAGGUGUGUCGUGUGCAAACAAGCCAAGUCUAAGGUCCAACCAACAGGUUUGUAUACACCUCUCCCUAUUCCUACUGCACCAUGGAUUGAUAUCUCUAUGGGCUUUGUCUUAGGAUUUCCUAGGACUAGGAAAGGAAGAGAUAGUAUCUUUGUGGUCAGGAAGAACAUUGAGGAGAGAACCAAGAUGUAUGAGAGGCAGAAGAACAAGGGGCGCAAGGAGCUAGUACUUGAACCGGGUGAUCUUGUGUGGAUUCACAUGAGAAAAGAGAGGUUUCCUGUUGAGAGGAAAUCAAAGUUGCUACCAAGGAAAGAUGGACCAUUCAGAGUGCUGAAGAGAAUCAACAACAAUGCCUACCAGAUCGAUCUUGAAGGGAAAUACACAAUCAGUUCUACUUUCAAUAUAGGGCAAGAGCUAUGGAGAAUGCCUAUCAAGAGUUAUGAAGUAUCUGAAGGUGUAGAGAAGUGA